Messenger RNA from Chiloscyllium plagiosum (whitespotted bambooshark), 3599 nucleotides. Its product is annotated as interferon-induced protein with tetratricopeptide repeats 5-like. The record is from RefSeq and is a predicted model, not a curated record. Gene Ontology annotation, biological process: defense response to virus. Gene Ontology annotation, molecular function: protein binding. Gene Ontology annotation, cellular component: cytosol. Lineage: Eukaryota; Metazoa; Chordata; Chondrichthyes; Orectolobiformes; Hemiscylliidae.
GGAUUAAUAUAUUAGGUUGUAAAACAAUGUAGCUAGACACUCACAUUGAUUAUCCCAAGUUAGAAGCCAAUUUGAAGCUGAGAAAGGAAUUCAAAAGGAUUUCCAUCUGAUUAGUAUUAUGAGUGACACACAGGAAGAUUUGUUGAAAGUGAAGCUUGAUUGGCUUCAAUGUCACUUCACGUGGACUCCACAGAAAGAAAAUAUCGACUUGGGUGAUAUGAAGCAAAGAUUAGAAGAUUCAAUACAGGCUGGUGUAAAAUAUCAAGCCAGGUCUUACAACCAUCUCGCCUUUAUAAACUGUCUGCAAGGAAACUGUGAAGAGGCAAUUCAGAAUUUAAAGGAAGCUGAAAGGAUUCUGAGAGAGAGACAUGAAGAUGAAUUUGAGAAAAGGAUCUUGGUCACCUAUGGAAACUAUGUCUGGGUUUAUUAUCACAUGGACCGACUGGAGGAGGCUCAGUCCCACCUCGACAAGCUGGAGACGGUCUGUAAACUAUUUCCUGAAGCCUCUCGGUUUACAGCAAUGAUACCUGAGGUUUACGGGGAGAAGGGCUGGUCACUGUUGACUACAGCUGCUCAAUAUUAUGGAGAGGCAAAGGAAUGUUUUACAAAGGCCCUGGAGGAAGAUCCUGACAACAUUGAGUGGAAUGUUGGCUAUGCUACUGUACUGUCCCGUCUGGAAGGAUUUUCUGGGACCCCAGAGAGCUGGAGGCCCAUGGAAUCAGUGACGUGGUUUAGACGUGUGCUGGAGUUGGAUCCUGAUGAUUCUGUAUCCAUGGUGCUGUUGGCUCUCAAACUACAACAAAGCCGGAGAAACAAUGAAGCACUCGCUUUAGUUGAACGAGCAUUGGAGAAGUCCCCUGAUCUCCUUUAUGUGCUUCGAUACGCAGCACAAUUUUACAAAAAUUGCAACAAUGUGGAAAAGGCUGUGGAGCUGUUGAAGAGAGGAUUAGAAAUUAGCCCACACUCCACCUUCAUACAUCAUAAAAUAGGUCAAUGCUACAGAAUCAAAUUGUAUCGAGUGAUCAAGUCUCUGGGCAGUAAAGAUCCUCGCAAUCCGGCAUUUCAGCAGAAAGCUGAGCUGAUUAAUAAAUGCAAGUACCAUUUUGAAAAGUCUUUUGAGAAACGAAUGCUGACAUCUAUUAAGGGCCACCUUGAUUUUGCUGAAAUUUGCUUAUUAAAUGAAGAAUAUGACAAAGCACAGGAAAUCUACAGCCACCUCCUGACACUGGAAGGAAUUCGUCCAGAGAAUAAGCAAGCGAUAUGUUUAGCAGUCGGGUUAUUUGAGCUAAAUCACAAGAAUUCAGAAUCAAACGCCAUUCGACAUUUUCUGGUGGGAAUGAAAGUCAAUUAUGCCUCAGUGGAACAGAAAAGAUGCCGUGAAAACCUGGAGAUGAUAGCAGCAAGACGACUUCGCAGGAAUCCAGGAGACAGUGAGGCCCUUGGAGUUCGGGGAUUCCUAAACCAGCUGGAUGGGGAGAAGAGUAAAGCGAUUGAAUGCUUUGAAAAAGCUUUAGAAUUUGAUCCUGAUAAUGACGAAUAUCUCAGUGCUCUUUGUGAAUUACGCCUUUCCAUCGAGGUCAAAAGCAACCUUCCCAACAAAAACUAAACAACUUUGUGAAAUGCAUUGACUCCCCAAUCUAUAAACACAUUCAAUUGGGGUUCAUUUCUUUUAUAUACCAGAGGAAGCUUCUUCAAAGUAAGCAUUUUAUAUCUGUUUCAUUUUCCAAAAAGCCCUGGACCACACGCAGAACUAACGAAAUCGCAAUAAUUUCCAUAAAAUUAGAGAUUCUGCUGAGCGUGAAUAAGCAUAAAAUAAUAUCAGACAUGGGGAAAUUAGUGUUAACUGAAUGAUAAAGAUCCUGUCUUUAAUUGUGGACUAAAAUGAAAAAUAGAACUACUUCAAAACUAAGGAUUGCUGGAGGAUUGCUGCAUGCUUUGAAGGCAAGUAACCUGUAACUCAUUGUAAAUAAGGAUUAUGCAGCUGCAACAGUUGAAGUGCAGUUUGCAGAUGAGCUGGAAACAAAGGAGGUGUGUACACAAAUGGAGCUUAGGCUGGCAGCAAGUAGCUGAUUGGUUUGUGGACUAGUGAUAAAGGCCUUCUGCCUGCCAACAGCAAUGUGAUUGGUUCUCAGGUAGCUGAAUAGCUUGAAACUAUGAACAAGAACGUGAGAAGAUAUAUUAGCCAAGCCAUAACAAUGCAGUUACACCCCUGGCAUCUACCCAACAAUGUAAAACAUUAUCCAGAUCUACCCUGCAAACAAAAAAAAUGUACAAGUCCAACCACCACCCCAUCUGUCUACUCUUCAUUGUCAAUAAGGUAUCACCAACAUUGCUGUCAAGCAUUACAAGUUUCACAAUAAGCUGCUCACUGAUGCUCAUUCUGCAUUCUGCCAGGGUCACUCAGCUCCUGAUGUCAUUACAGCCUUGGUCCACACAUGGACAAAAGAGCUGAAUUCCAAAUGUGGGCAUCGAUGCAGGAGAUCCUCAGGGAAACGUCUGAGGCCCAAACUUCUACAGCUGCUUCAUCGAUGACCUUUCCUCCAUCACAAUGUCAGAAGUGGGGAUGUUCUUGAUGGCUGCACAAUUUGCAACACAAUUCCCAAUUCCUGAAAUACAGAAAACAGUCCAUGUCCAUACACAGCAACACCUGGGCAAUAUCCAUGAUAAGUGGCAAGUAACGUUAGUGCCAUCCAAGGCCCAAACCCCAAGAAGAGAGAAUCUAACGAUCACCUCUUAAUAGUCAAUGGUAUUACCAUCACUGAAUCUCCGACUGUCAGCAGCCAUGAUGUUGACCAGAAUCUGACCUGGACCAAAGUAAAGAUCACAUCUUUUUAUCUUCCUUUAUUUUGGAUUCUGCGCUGAAACACAGAAAAAAACUGACUUUAAACUAGAACUGUGAAAAGAGUAGCUGCCCUAUUAAAACAAGUUACUGGAGCCCAGUGUGAGUUGUGUUUCCGGGGUUGUUUUCUUCAAGCAGUGGGGGAAGAUAUUUGAGUCUCAGCAACACCAAACUUUGCUCUGAGAGAGACUACUGAUUGGUUUUUUGAUAAGGACCAAUUGUGGAAGUCACUAGUCAUUGCCAUGACAACAACUCUCUGAUUUGCUCCAGGGCAAGUGAUCAGCUUGUGUGUGAACAAUCCAGGGGCAGAAGAUCUGCAGACUGCAAAAGACAGCAUCUCUCCUUUCCUCCAUUGCAGUGAAGAAUUAAACCUUAACAAUAGCUAUUCUCUCCCAGCAAUUGUUGUUUCUAAGUGGGGACUGAGAAAGUGAACAAUGAAUUUGUCAGCCGCGCCUUCUCCCCUCCAGCAUAGAAUUGAAAGCACUUGGAUAUGAAGAUCAGAGUUCAGAAAGUUUUGGAAGAAAUGAAAGAGACACCUCAGCGAAUCAUGUGGACUGGUGCUAUUGAACCAUCCUUCUGAAUAUUUUCUCCUUCACUCAUAACAUUCAUGUUUGCUUGUUUGUUUGUCUGUGCCUAUCUGCAUGUGUAUGUGAUUAGGUUAGGGCUUCAGCUAAUACAGCUCUAUAUCGAUAAUUCAUAUUUGCAUUUGCCUGUAGUUGGAAUUGUUUUAUUUGUAAUAAAUAGUGAUUCUCGUUAAGUA